AUGGCAUCGGCCUCGUCCAGCCCGCCUCAUAAUGAUGAUCCUUUCGAUCUGGGUCCCAGGACCCCCUCCGGCCUAGCCAGAGGAGCGCGUGUCGCCCUUCUGCGCAACAGCCCCGCCACCCGUGAGGGCGAGAUCGGCGUCUCGCGCUCUGCGCUACGGACGGCAUACACGCCGUCAUCGCCGCUUCACGCGGUCUCCUACGCUGUAGCCACGGAAGGAGCUCAGCGCGCUGUCCAUUUCGACGCUAGCGAACCCGACCCGCAGCCCGGUGACGGUCCCGUCUCAAUCACUAAUGCCGCCGACAAGCUCGUGCUCGCCCAGAACGAGGUCUAUAGCGCCAAACUAGCCGUGUUCAAAGCCUUCUGCUCCUCAUUCGACGACACGGCGAAACAGUUCACUUCUGGACCCGCACUUCAAUUCGCCCAGAAGUUUUCUAGCAGCUUCCUGCAGUACUGGACCGACGUACUCGCCGGCACGCACACCAACCUCCCUCCGACGAAGCCCUCCUACGCAGCUGCCGUCGGCGCCAGACGCCCAGCCCCAGCUGCUGCGGGGACCACCGCAGACCCUGUCAGCGCAGCUCCGCAGAAUCAAUGGCAACAACAGUUGCCCCCGCGUCGUCAGGGGCAACGCAAACCGCUGCCUCCACCGACAGACGACUUCCGGGUCUUCGCCCGCCUCCGCCCCGGCAUACCGCCGACUUGUCUCGAAGUUUCGCCGUCCGGACCCACAUCGCCGACAAGCUCGGCAUCGCCCGGAGCCGCCGAGUGGGCUCCUGACAUCUCCGCACAGAUCGUUGAAAAGCGACAAGAGUGGUACACGUAUGUGGUCCAAGGCUGCCCACGCCGCUUCAAUAACAUUUUUGGCGAAGCCAUCGACGACGAGAAGGCGAUCCGAGACGAGGUCGCCACGCAAACCGGCCAAACCCCGGAGAGGGUGAUAACUGCGAAACAGGACUCGGAUCAGCGCCCGACCCGGACCCUGAUCAUAUCCUUUGCCAAGGAGGUCAAGCACUAUUGGCGCCUUUUCGACACGACGAGCUAUGCGAGACUCAUCGUCAAGACCAACCCGCCGAAGCAAUGUGAUAAUUGCUGGGACUACCAUUCACGCUACAGCUGCGGACGCCAGGCACGCUGCAAGAACUGCGGCAAGACUGGCCACGCCCAGGAUACCUGUACAGCCACACAGCAAUGCGCCAACUGCCACGGGCCGCACGCGGUUGACUUUCCCCAGUGCCCGGCUCGCCCCAAGAAGGUGAACGGAGCAUUCCACAGCCUCAAUAGGCCCGAGAAGAAACUUGUCCAAAUCAUGGGCAAACGACUGUUCAAGCAGUUUACAGCGAAACCAGCAUCUCCACCGCGGGAUCAGUCCACGAGCCUCGAAUCCGACUCAGCGACAGCGAGCGACACUACCUCCCCGUCCAGCCGGAGCACACCGACGACAAGCAACGCAAUCACACCGGAGCCCGAGAGGGAAAAUAGUGCAUCACGCCCUAGCGAAACACCCUCCGCCUCUUCGGCAGCUCCAGCUGCCCCGAACAGCCAAGCAUCGCCGACUCCAAGCUCCGAAAGCUCCUCCAGCGGUAGGCAAAACACUGCAGCAUCGGCCAGCCCCAUCAAACCCACUUCAGCUACGCCCAUGAACUCCGCCGAUUCGGUACUCCUUCGAGCCUCGUCGGCACGCAGCGAAAGAAGUAAUUCUCCGCCCGUGAGGCAGAGCAUCGAGAUGUCUCAAGAACCGAACGAACGACAGCAUCGUGACAAGCGACUCUUCCGGGUCUUUCAAGCCAAUGUCGGCAAGAAUGGCCCCUCGCACGAUUGCGCACUCGCCCUUGCUGACGCAGAACGAUACGAGGUCAUACUACUACAGGAGCCCUGGACGCAAGUCCGCGACUCCCGCUGCCUCACCAAGACACACCCAGCGUACGACACCUACUCACCGAUCAGCACCUGGGAAGACAUCGACACCCGACCGCGCGUCAUGACAUAUAUUCGCCGGGGUGCAAGACUCUUAGCGGACCAGCAACGUCCCGCUCUCUCCCGAGACAUUCUCUGGCUCGUGGUCAAUGGCGUCACCCUCGUGAACGUAUAUCGGGAACCGAACAUGGACACCGCCCUCGAAGUCCUGUUCGCAUGGCCGAUUCCCAGCCAAUGUAUCAUCGCAGGCGACUUUAACGCGAGGCAUCACACGUGGCAGAUUGGCCCCUCCCGCAGCCACGGCGGCAUCAUCGCAGAAUGGGCCGCAGAAAACGAUUUAGAUCUCCUCAAUCCGAUUAACACACCCACGAACGCCCACGGCAAUACCAUAGACCUGGCCUUCUCGAAUAUUCUCCUAGCCGAGGCGACGGUGGAGGACCACCUUGCCACGAGCUCGGACCACUUUACCCUCAGCAUCUCUCUCCCGGCUCUUAAGCCGGCAACGCUCCCGCCUGGAAAGAUUCUUCUCGCGAGCGACGAGGAACUGAAGCGGUUCACGGAGCUGGUUGUAUCAGGGGCCACAAUUAUUCCCCAGGCAGCAACGACGGUCGUAGAUCUUGACCGGCUCGCGGAUGCAAUUAUAGACCUCAUACAAUCCGCAGCUCGUGCGGCUGGCCGGCGAUCUCAACGUAGACCACGGAAGGCCCCGUGGUGGAACGAGGAAUGCGCAGCAUCUAUCGCAGAGCUCCGCUGCGUCAGACGAGCAUUCCCACUCGGCUUCAACCGCGACGUACAGCUCGCUCGCCGCGACCUGCGACGGGUGGUGCGACGCGCGAAGCGGGCAUACUGGCGCGAACUGAUUGAUGGCGUGCGAAGCGACAAAGACGUUUUUAAGAUCACGCGAUGGCUGAAGCGACCCGGGGUGUUCCGCCCUCCCCCUCUACAGGUCGGCGAAACAACCAUUGAAACUCAAAUCGGCAAGGCCGAGGCCCUACGGCACGCUACUCUCGAGCGCAGAACUGCAGACGACGACAUCUCCGACCCCUGGACGCCGUCAGAAGACACCCUACCCAUCCCCUUCUCGCCCAAUGUCCCCAUUGAGGAAGUCCAGGACGCUCUGCUGCGCACAGGCAACACGUCGCCAGGAUCGGACAACAUCACGGAGUGCCUGUCCCUUGGCUAUCACCCUCUGAGGUUCAAGGAGGCCGAAGUGGUCAUGAUCGAAAAGCCCGGCAAGCGUGAUCUUUCCAAGACACGGGCCUGGAGGCCAAUAUCACUGCUCUCAUGUCUCGGCAAAGGACUUGAAAGGCUUAUCGCUCGUCGCCUGGCUUGGGCCUCGAUACGAUACGGUAUCCUGCAUCCACAGCAGAUUGGCGCCCUACCAAAGAGAUCCGCGGUCGACCUAGUCGCCGCCCUUGUGCACGAUAUCGAAACAGCUCUAGCCAAUGGCCAAGUCGCUACGCUAGUCACAAUGGAUGUACAAGGAGCUUUCGACACCGUCAUGCGUAAUCGACUUAUCCUCCGACUCCGGCAACAAGGGUGGCCACCGCAUCUCGUCAGAUGGGCCGGCUCCUUCAUGCGAGACCGCUCGGCCGCAAUCCGAUUCCAGGACGUCACAACGCCAGCGUCGCCUCUUCGAUGCGGCCUCGCGCAAGGCUCACCUGUAUCGCCAAUCCUCUUCGCUCUGUACAUCGCCCCUAUCUACCGCCUUGGGAACUCCGAUGGUCGAUUCGGCUACGCAGAUGACACGGCAAUGCUGCGCACCGGGCGAACGCUCGAAGAAACGACUGCCCUCGCGUCUCGUGACAUGGAAGAACUCCUGGUUUGGGGUGCCGCCAACGGCGUCACUUUCGACCCGGACAAAACCGAGGUGAUGCACUUCUCUCGGAAGAAGAGCCCCUCCCGGCCCUCCGUAUUCCAAGGCGGCACCGAGAUCGUCCCUGGAAACGCAAUGCGCUGGCUCGGGCUCUGGCUCGACCGGAGGCUCUCCUUCAAAUUCCAUGUGGACGAGUGGUCCGCCAAAGCCAGGCGAGUAGCCAACCUCCUCAAAGGCAUCGCAAACACCAAACACGGCCCUCUUCCGCGCGCCGUCCGCAGAGCAGUCAAGGCAUGCGUCGAGCCGACCUUGUUCUACGGCGCAGAGGCGUGGUAUCCCGGAGAGGUGGCGCCUAGCGUUGCAAACCCGAACCGCAUCGUGUCCACGCAAGUAAAGCACCUCGUGCUACGCCUGGACAAGGUCCUGAGACACGCCGUCCGAGCUGCCCUUCCUGUGUGGAAGACGACCCCGAUCCCAGCCAUGCACCGCGAAGCUGGCACGCCGCCUGCGCACAUCGCACUCGCCGCUCAGCAGAUCCGCUUCGCGGCACGCCUGAAGUCUCUCGACGGGCGCCAUCCCCUUGUUAAAAGGGCAUCGCGGAAACCGCCUCGAGCGCGGCACACUCGGAACCCCAGCUCGACCCGACGUGUCAAGCCAACGUUUCAGUCGAGGCUGCAACGCACCGACCAACUCCUCCCGAAAUGCCAUCGCCCGGCGCUCCUGCUGCGCCGCUACUCCGACACAGAAGCCAGCCCUCUUCAGACUGCAAACAAAGCCGAAACCGCUGGUGACUUCCUCGAAUGGCUUGGAAACGCCGCCGCAGCCACGCUCAUCGUCUACUCCGACGGGUCGCAACUCCCAAACGGCGCCGUGGGAUUCGGCUUUACAGUACACCGGGAUAAGCAAUCGCUAGUCCAAGGAUCGGGCAGCUUAGGCCCAUCCGAAGUCUUCGAUGCUGAGGCAACCGGCGCCCUAGAAGGCCUUCGGGCCGCUCUCCGCCUGGGCGACACUCGAAGCGAAGUCGUGGUCUGUACCGACAAUCUCGCUGUAGCCAGUUGUCUGCGAGGCAACCCAGCCGACUCGUCGCAGGACAAGUUCACCAAGUUCCAAGAACUGGCGACCUCGCACGGAAACGUGCAGGUCCGCUGGAUACCAGGACACACCAACAUACCGGGCAAUGAGGAGGCUGACGGCCUCGCCAAAGCGGGCUGUUUGCAGCCUGAACCAUCAGAAGCCAUGCCAUCGCUGGCCCACCUGCGCCGACUUGCGAGGCAGGAAUCGAGAGACGCCUUCAAGGCUUGGUGGUCAACUGAAGCGCCAGAGUCAUACAAGACUCUGAACCUCGAGGCGACCACAAGCUGCCCUCCAGAGCUGGCGCUCCCAAGGGCAACGCUCCACAGCCUCCUUGCGGCAAGAUCUCGCCACGGAGACUUCGCCGACUACCACGAGCGUUUCAAUCAUGACGACGCGCGACUUGACUGCUCAUGCGGACGACGCAAAGCACCAGAGCACCCGUUCUACUGCAGGAAGGUACCGCCACGGCUCCGGAUGAGGCUGGCACCCUCACCGGCCGAAGCGAUGCACCAUGCGGUAGGCAAGGGCUUCAAAGCCUUCGUCGAGAUGACGUCGGAAAGCUCCUUCUUCCAAAGGAUCUGCCCGCGCCAUUAG
Purpureocillium lilacinum is the source of this 5400-nucleotide messenger RNA. The record is from RefSeq and is a predicted model, not a curated record. NCBI's taxonomy places the organism in Eukaryota, Fungi, Ascomycota, Sordariomycetes, Hypocreales, Ophiocordycipitaceae.